Messenger RNA from Hermetia illucens (black soldier fly), 1706 nucleotides. RefSeq names its product juvenile hormone epoxide hydrolase 2-like. The transcript is spliced from 3 exons. The record is from RefSeq and is a predicted model, not a curated record. Gene Ontology annotation, molecular function: epoxide hydrolase activity. NCBI's taxonomy places the organism in Eukaryota, Metazoa, Arthropoda, Insecta, Diptera, Stratiomyidae. Gene Ontology annotation, biological process: epoxide metabolic process. The coding region runs from base 255 to 1643 and encodes 462 amino acids.
CGAAAUUAGCCAGGUCGGGAAAAGCUUCAAAUUUACUUUGGUUCGGUCGUUCGUUUGGGGUUCGAAAAUUUGAACUUGAACUUGAAAGUGUAUGAAACCAACAUUUUGGCAUUCAAAACGCUGGGUGCCCUGACUCUCUGGCUAUUAUUUUUGUAUUUCUCCUUAUCAAUACGAUUAUACCAUUCCAUUUUGAAUAGCAAGUCACUGAGUUAGAUUCCCUCGCUGUGUCAAGUUGAUAGUGAUUGAGCUCUACAAUGGGGCUGCUAUGUCGGGCGACUCUAGCAGUAUUUGUAGUGUUUGUUGCAUUCUCAGUAUACAAGUUUAGAGAAUUUACAAAACCAAUUGCGGCUCCUACAUUAGAUCUUGAUAAAUACUGGGGACCAGGGAAAAAGUCAGAUUAUAAGCAGAACACAGAAGUGGUGGAAUUCAAAAUUUCCUUUUCAGAUGAGGCUAUCGAUGCUUUAAGGAACGAUUUGAAUAAAACAAUCGAAUUCCAAGCUCCUCUUGAAGGCAUUGGAUUUGAAUAUGGGUUCAACACGGUUUACUUACAAAAGGUUAUAAAAUAUUGGAGAGAUGAGUACUUGCCUAAGUGGAAAGAACGGGAGCUCUUUUUAGGGAAAUGGCCACAUUUUACAACGAAUAUACAAGGGUUGCGCAUCCACUAUAUACACAAGCGAUAUGAUGAUCCACCGAAAGGAAAGAAAGUAUUUCCACUUCUGCUCCUUCAUGGCUGGCCUGGCUCUGUGCGAGAAUUUUACGAUGUGAUACCGCUACUAGUAGACAACGCCGAAAGCGAAUAUGCAUUCGAAGUUGUCGUCCCUAGUUUACCUGGAUACGGCUGGUCUCAAGGUUCAGCUAAGCCAGGGUUUGGUAUAGCUGAAAUAGCUGUGGUAUUCCGCAACUUAAUGUUCCGUCUGGGCUACAAGAAAUUCUUCGUACAGGGAGGCGACUGGGGAUCCUUUAUUGGCUCAAAUAUUGCUACACUGUUUCCAGAAGCUGUUUUAGGAUAUCAUUCUAACAUGUGUGGCGCUAAUAGAUUACUUUCAAUGGUUAAAAAGAAGAUUGCUAGCUAUUACCCAAAACCUUUCGUUCCUGAGGGAUAUGAGGAUUUUUUCUUCCCACAGUCGGAACAGUUCAAGUUUCUACUUGAGGAAAGUGGAUAUUUUCAUAUCCAAGCUACAAAACCAGAUACAAUUGGAGCUGCAUUAACCAAUAAUCCCGCCGGAUUGGUUGCUUAUAUUUUAGAGAAGUUUUCGACCGCGACGAACAAAGAUUACAGGAAAUUAAGUGAUGGAGGUUUGGAAAGAAAGUUCACUCUGGAAGCUUUACUGGACAACAUUAUGAUCUAUUACUUAACUAACUCAAUCACAACAUCUCAACGACUUUAUGCAGAAAGUUUCAAUUUGCGCACUUUUGCACUUCAGUUGGAUCGUGUUCAAACUGACGUACCAACAGGAUGUGCCCGUUUUAAGCAUGAUAUCGCUCAUGAGUUGGAUUGGACUCUAAAGGACAAAUAUACAAAUCUUAUCCAUAGUACAUACCAUAAGGAUGGUGGUCACUUUGCUGCUCUUGAAUUGCCUAAAGUGUUCUAUAAAGAUUUCAUCGAAUUUAUUGAAAAAGUUGUUAAAUUAGAAAAUUUGUAAGCUUUUGAUUGUGCUGUUACACGAAACAAUAAAUUGAUUUCUUAUAUUUUUUCCAUGGAUGUA